Meloidogyne enterolobii is the source of this 892-nucleotide messenger RNA. Lineage: Eukaryota; Metazoa; Nematoda; Chromadorea; Rhabditida; Meloidogynidae. The record is from the annotation of a GenBank genome assembly.
UAUUCUAAUUAAUUUUCCCUCUCCCAAACCAUUUUUAGAUGUAAAAAAUUCAAAAAAAUUAAAAAAAAAUUCAAAAAAAAAAUUUGGCAUGUUCGAAUUUCUAAAAUGCUGGUUUUCUGCAAUUUGCAAAUUUAUUGAAGAAACGGUAAGGCUUCAAGGAUACGGAGCUAUUCCUUAUUUGAUGGCAAUUAAUUCGCUUUUUUGUUUUGUUUGUUUUUAUGCUUCUAGAGAAGUGCAAUUACGUGUACUUUAUGGCCUUGUUGGUUCAAUUCUUGUCAAGGAUUUAUUAUUAACAAAGAAACGGCAACACCCUAUGUUGGCGGUGCUCUCAUGGUGCUUUGCUGAUGUUUUUAAAUCUAUCUCCGUCGGAUUCUUCCUUUAUUCAGUACACAUUCUAACUGAAGGGGUAGACGAAAGAAAAGCAUUUUUUGCAUCUCUUGCCGCAGUUUUUUGUCUAAUAAUUUCCCCUGUUUAUCACCACCACCAAACAAAUGAAAAAUUGGCAUAUUAUGCAAAAAUGAUUUUAAAUUGGUUAAAGAAUGUUUUGAUAUAUUUAAUUAUUCAACCAAUUUUAUGGUUAUGGGAAUGGACAAAAUUUUUGUUUUUAUUUCGUUGGAUGCCUAUUUUAACCAAUCAAUUAUUAAAUUUACUGUCUACAAUCAAAAAUUGGGUAAACUUGUACUUUUGGCAGCCAAUUUGCACUUUUGGCAAUUUUUUAAAAUUGUGGUUUCAAUAUUUAUUUUAUUUUUAUUGGUUUGUUGAUUUAUGGAAUUUUACAAAAAGUAGACUACUCAAUCCUUUAUUUAUUCAACUUGAACGUUUACUUGAUUUUUUUGUUUAUAUUUUUGGUUGUUAUUGGCUUAAACCUGCGCUUUUAUAUAUUGGAAGGUAA